AUGUCAAAGUUGCACAACGCUGCUUGUCUUACAGCAAUAGAUGCAGGCUCUGCUUUUCAGGUUUUGAUCUCCGCUCGACAUCCAGCCAGGAGAUUGAGAAGUGGUAAACGUCCAAUGUCGGGACGGGGAUCGGGGUUGCGCUUCAUCAUCGUUGAUCCGGCCUCAGAUCCGAGCCACUCAGGUGUUAUUCGGGAAGUGAGGUCGCAUGCUGGAAGAUGGACUUGGCAACAGGGUAGAAGGAGUCAGCCGGAAACUGCAGAUGGUAUUGGUUCAGAUGGCGACGACACUGCACAUAGAGACCUUGACAACCUGGGUCAAUUGGUGUUAACUCACCAAACCCCUCCAGCCCCCACGCCAGCCAAUCGUCCUUGCCCUAGCACCUUGGACCCCUUCCAAACCUAUGUGUCUGCGCCGAUAUCUAUAGAGACUGUCAGUGUCAGCAACAAGUAUUCUCUCUCAGUCCUCUGGCCUGGACUCAUGCCCAGUCAACCAGGAAGUAUCCAUCCUGGUGUCCAAGCCUGGUUCUCUAAUUCUCGCUCUCAUCCUGCCCUGCACAGCUCCAUGCUAUUUGGAUCUCUUUCCCAUCGAAGAACUCGUGUUUCAAAGAGCCAGCGACAGCUCAGUGCUACAGACUCAAAGACCAUGGUCUUGUCACAGAUCGAUUCCAUCUCCAAAAUCAACACGGCCCUCCAGGACCCUUCUCUAGCGGUGACAGAUGAGAUCAUUCUGUCAGUACUUUGUUUAGCCACAAACGACAGCCCUGAUUUGCGAGACAUCAAACAUUCGCCGUUUCAGCCUACUUUGCGUAGCCUGCAGUGGCUUGACAUUUAUGCACGGCUGUCUCCGAACCCAAUACAUCAGGCGGGACUACUCAGGCUCGUGGAGCUGAGAGGCGGGCUGUAUAAGUUAAAGCUGCCUGGUCUGGCAGCCGUAAUAUCAUUCUCGGGAAUCUUAUCCGCAAGCCGAAGCUUAUCGCGCCCGAUCUUUCCUUUUGUUCCUUUACAAAGUGUAGCACCGCCGACGCUACAGGACACGAUCAACAUUCAGGAACAUAUCAUCGACUCCGGACGCGACAUUCUGCUUAGCCUGCAGGUAACGGAGGAGAUGCACAGCGUCUUCUGCGCUGCACGCGUAUACGUAUCCAUUGUCGAUGCUUACCAGCAAGGCUCUGCCCUGGCGAUGCAUAGCGCGGCCAUCUGCGACCAUCGCAACCUCCUUCAAUGGCAGAUCAUGUCGCUGCCUCCUGUGAAUGAGCUUGGUUCUGUCAUUGAUGUUCUCGGCCCAAUGUACGAACCUUGCCGCCUCGCAUUGAUUAUUCUUGGUGUCGGUGUUGUAUUCCCACUUCCAGCCGAGACUUCCCCGCUGGUUGAAGCCUCAAGGAUGCUGCAGAUUGCGCUGCAAGCAUACAGCUACAGUACCCCAAGUUUAGGUUCCCAGUCAACUGUGGCAAGUUUGGAAGUCCUCAGGGUAUACUGUUGGUGUGUGGUCCUCGGCGGAAUUGCAUCAACCGGAUCCCAUGAAAGAGUCUGGUUCGUCCAUGAGCUGAGACAGGUUGCUGCCGCUAUCCCAGUCUCCAGUUGGAGCGAACUUCACUUCGUUCUGAGGUCAAUUCUGUGGUUUGACGAGGCCUGUUCGUCGGCGGGGAAGGAGCUUUUCAUGGAAGCGACGCACUAUUUGAAUAACAGCGAAUCCUGA
Messenger RNA from Aspergillus calidoustus, 1695 nucleotides. The record is from the annotation of a GenBank genome assembly. Lineage: Eukaryota; Fungi; Ascomycota; Eurotiomycetes; Eurotiales; Aspergillaceae.